GCGGCGGCGGCUCCGGCCGGGUCAGUCGGUGCGGGGCGAGCGGCGGCGGCACCGCGGGCAGAGAUGCCGCUCUUCGCCGCCAACCCCUUCGAGCAGGACGUGGAAAAAGCCACAAAUGAGUACAACACCAGCGAGGACUGGGGGCUGAUCAUGGACAUCUGUGACAAGGUUGGGAGCACCCCCAAUGGAGCCAGGGAUUGCCUUAAAGCCAUCAUGAAGAGGAUGAACCACAAAGUUCCCCACGUGGCUCUGCAGGCUCUCACACUUUUAGGAGCCUGUGUGUCAAACUGUGGGAAGAUUUUCCAUUUGGAAGUUUGCUCCAGGGAUUUUGCCACUGAAGCUCGAGCUAUAAUCAACAAGGCCCACCCAAAAGUGAGUGAAAAGCUAAAAACCCUGAUGGUGGAGUGGUCAGAAGAGUUCCAGAAGGACCCACAGUGCAGUUUGAUAUCUGCAACCAUCAGAUCCCUGAAGGAGGAGGGGGUCACCUUCCCUGCCCCAGGGUCCCAGGCUUCCACCAGUGCUGCUAAGAAUGGCUCCUCAUCCAGUAAAUCCAAAGAAGAUGAGGAUAUAGCUAAAGCCAUUGAAUUGUCCUUGCAAGAGCAGAAGCAGCAGCAGCUGGAGACCAAAUCCCUGUACCCCCCUGCAGAGACGGCCCCAAACCCCCCGAGCCUGCGGAAGGUGCGAGCUCUGUAUGACUUUGAAGCUGUCGAGGACAAUGAGCUCACCUUUAAAAGUGGAGAAAUUAUUUUUGUUUUGGAUGACAGCGAUGCCAACUGGUGGAAGGGGGAGAACCACAGGGGAGUGGGGCUGUUCCCUUCCAAUUUCGUCACCUCUGACUUGUCUGUGGAGCCCGAGGCCGCAGCUGUGGAUAAAAUCUCUGUUCCUGAGGACGCUGCAGAAGAAAUUAAGAAAGCAGAACCUGAGCCAGUUUAUAUUGAUGAGGAUAAGAUGGAUAAAACACUGCAGGUGCUUCAGAGCAUAGAUCCCACGGAUUUAAAGCUUGAUUCUCCAGAUCUUCUCAACUCAGAAGAUAUCUGCCAACAGAUGGGUCCAAUGAUAGAUGAAAAACUAGAGGAGAUAGAUAGGAAACAUUCCGAGUUAUCCGAGCUGAACGUGAAGGUUCUGGAAGCUCUGGAGCUCUACAACAAACUGAUGAAUGAGAGCCCCAUGUACUCAGCCUACUCCAAACUGCAGCACCCUGCACAAUUCCCAGCCACCUCCUCCGGGCUCUCUGUGCAGUCGUAUCCUGUGCAGCCUGGCAGUGGCACUUACAUGGUCCAGGGGGUGUCCGUGUCCCCAGGGUACAGCCUGGCCCCCGAGCAGGUGGCCCAGGUCAGGCCCCUGCCCCAGAGCCUCAACUCUGCAGCCCCUCAGCCACCUCCAGCUGCUUAUUUAAGCCCCGGCCCCGAGCCCGCGCUGCCGCCGCCCUUCCCGAGCGUCCCCGGCACGGCCGCCUUCCCCCAGCACCAGAUGGGCGUGGACGUGGCAGCGUUCCAGAGCAACCCAGGAGCGGGGUACCCCGUGGCACUGCCCGCUGCCUCCCUGCUCCAGCAGCAGCAGCCCGGUUUCCAUCAGCAGCCCCUGCUGUGAACAGCUGGCACCGAGGAGCUCCGAGCUCAGCGGCCUUUGGGAGUCCCUGCCGUGGAUAUCCAAGUCCAUCCUCUCUCCAACAGCCCAGCUCGCUGCGUUAGGCUGGUGCAGAGUAAAAAUAGGCACCAGCUCUGAUGGUUAUUUGCAUUUUUGCAUCCUGAACUAGAUUAGGGGAUGGUUUAAAAUAAUUCCCCGUUCCUCCGAGUCCCUUUUUUUUUUUUCUCUCUCUUUCCCUGCGCUUUCAGGAAACGUCACUUGUGAAUCUUUGAAAGAUUGGCCCAAAAUAAUUCUCUUUGCAAUGUGUUUCUGGAAGCUUGAGGAUGCUGAGAUGCUGUUGCUUUGCCUCCUCUGGUGUCUUCUGUAAUCCUGGUGUCCCAGUGGCUUUAGGGACCCUCUGCACUCCGGAGUCCCCUUCCUGAAGGACGCGCACAAUCCGAGGGGUCCCUGGCUCCAGCUGCAGGAGGAAACUCUGCCCUCAGAACCACAUCCCUGUGGAAACAGGAGAAAAGGAGGGGUUUAACAGUGGUUUGGAAAUCACAGAGGAUUGCUGUGUUUUUGCUUGAGGAAAAGAAGUUUUCCUCCAAGUGCCCGGUGUCUUGGCAGAGGCGGCACUGCCAGCACGAGGCUCCUUGGCAAGGGCAGGCCGGGCAUGCUCCAGGAACUCACAGGAUCUCUCUUCAGUUUCCCUUUCUGGCUGGAUGUAGGAGUGAAGGAGCAUUGGGAUUGCUGGUGGGAAAGGAGGGGCUGGGGAGUGCCUGAAGCUGCUGAGGCCUCUGAGGGUCUGCUCCCUUUGCAGGGGGAACAGGAGCCCUCCUGAUGGCACCAGGGCCUUCUGCCUCCCUGGAUUUGCUCUCUCUGCCCUGUGGCCGUGUGUGAGGCAGCCCUGAGCCCAGAGCAGCUCUGGGGAAGGGGCUUUGAGGCCAUCCAUGUGCUGGGGUGCCAUUGGGCCUUUCCCUGCAGGAGGCAUUGCCUCGGAGCCAGGCAGAAAAGGAAUCCAAGAAUUCCUUCCCUGAUGCACUUUUUGAAGGGUGGGGUUGGUCCAAGCCAGCACACGAGCUGGAUUAUCCUUUGGGAAUGUGGGAAUUCCUUCUUUUUCUUGUUUCAGCUGCGGAACAACAAAAUCACUUCAUCCUCCUGUUUAGCUCCUCACUGGAGCAUGGGCACAUUUAUCCUGCUUUUAACCACCUCUGCUGAGGGAUAAUCCGUGGCUUGGGGAAAUAAUGGAAGCAAAUGACUGAUAAAAAGAUCCCCAUUAAAUGCAGGAAGCUCCCAGAUGUCUCAAUAAACAUUUUUGAUGUCUAAACUUCAUCCCAGACUGGAACUCCCAGGCUGCUGAGUGACCAAACCCAACCCACCCUCCACUCAGCACCUCCUUUUAUUUAAUUAUUUGCUAUCUUACAUUUGCAGCCUCGUGCUCAUGCAAAAAGUGCUCUUUAAAUCACUUUUUAUUGAAAUGUGUGCAAUUGAAAGGAGGAUUUUGUCUUUCCUUUGGACAUUAAUUUGUCUUGAUCCUUGCCCUGGAAGUAGCUCAGUACAAAUAACACCCGUGGCAAUACUGAAGUGUUCUGGUAACUUGUUCCUUGUGUCUUCUGAGGAAAUGAAUGGAUUUCAAUGCUGCUGUUCCAAAUUCUUAUUGUUUGGAGCUUUUAUUUGUCAGAGUUUACUUUGUUCCAAGUUGGUUUGGGGUAGAACUAAACCUUGCUCACGUUGCUAUCAAUGUUUGUUAGGAAAUUUAAAUUGGUGGUUUUUUUGGAUUCUGAGCUUUGGGCCAAGAGAAAUCUUCAAUUGAGCCAGCCAGAUGUGAUUUGAUGAUGUUAAUUGUUAAGUAUAAAUAAUGUAUAUACUCAUUUGUCUGAGAUUUUCUACACAGCUCCACACAUGCCUGAACUUUUAUAAAAGCAGGAUUUGUCCUUCUGUCACCUCUUCUACUCCUAACUCUGUGAUAUGCAACUUGUAGAUAGUGUAAAAUAAUUUAAUUAUUAUUAAACCAGUGUAUUUAGAGGGGGUUGGUGUUUCUCUUCAUACUUCUAGACAUGAUCAUAUUUAUUUUUAAGGCCUGAUUGUAACUGAACAUGCUGCCAAAGGAUUUCUCUAACUCCAGAUUUCUACCUUAGGUUUCUACCUGCUGUUUUCUAUCAGGAAUUCAGGGUGGAGAACUCCUGCUUUUUCAUACAAACCCUUAACAUAGGAACCUUUCUAAGGAGACUUUCCACGUGGUGUAUUUGUUUCAUGGGUGUUAAGUGUCACUGUGAGAUCCAUUUCCUUUGGUGUCAGCUGGGGACCUGUUGUGUCUGUUCAGUUUGUCACCCCAGAGUGCUCUGAGGGCUUGUGCUCUGUCACCUGAUGUCAGCCACGCUUUGUCUCUCCAAUUGGCUCCAGAAAUAAUGGUAAAAAUCAGAUUAUUGAAACCUUC
Messenger RNA from Zonotrichia leucophrys gambelii, 4003 nucleotides. RefSeq names its product signal transducing adaptor molecule 2 (gene STAM2). The transcript has 14 exons. Lineage: Eukaryota; Metazoa; Chordata; Aves; Passeriformes; Passerellidae. The coding region runs from base 64 to 1590 and encodes 508 amino acids. Gene Ontology annotation, cellular component: endocytic vesicle. The record is from RefSeq and is a predicted model, not a curated record. Gene Ontology annotation, biological process: signal transduction. Gene Ontology annotation, molecular function: phosphatidylinositol binding; ubiquitin binding.